This is a messenger RNA of Didymodactylos carnosus, 501 nucleotides long. The record is from the annotation of a GenBank genome assembly. Lineage: Eukaryota; Metazoa; Rotifera; Eurotatoria; Philodinida; Philodinidae.
AUGACCCCGAUUACUAUCGCUCCAAUUGCCGCGGCAACGGAACCAACUGCUAUUCGACAUGUUUUGUUACAUGAUCCUGUACCGUCCGUUAAAUUCGGGAACGAUAUAUAUGAAGGUGAAAUACUUGGAACAUCAGGUAUUAAAGAAGAAUUAAAACAAUAUUAUCCACAAAAUGUUGAAGAAAAAAAUAAUCGUAACAGAAUUAUAUCAACAGAUCAAAGAACGGCAAUAAAAAGUUCAAAAGAAAAUAACGAAUAUAAAUUAUUAAAUGACGCUAUAGGACAACAAGAUCAAAUAUUAACAUUCGUACAAGAUAUAUAUAUGGCUGUACAAACGUUAGAAAAGAAUUGUAUUACAUUAAGCAAAUCAAUGGACGAAGAUGCUAAGAAAUUAUCAACAAUUGAAAGAAAUAGUACUCAAUGUACAGAAAAAAUGAAUGCGCUGGUCAAUAUGUUUAUGUCAAUAAAUAACAAUAAGAAAAAAACAAUGGCAACUCAGUAA